Molecule: messenger RNA, 3558 nt
Organism: Drosophila serrata
Lineage: Eukaryota; Metazoa; Arthropoda; Insecta; Diptera; Drosophilidae
Source: RefSeq, a predicted model, not a curated record
AAAAAUAAAAUAAAAAAAAAAAUAAUAAUAGCUUAGCCCAGCGAAAAGAACAAAUACAUAUGUGUAGUGGGCAGUGUAGGCUCUAAAUGGGUACAUAGUGCAUAUGUACACACAGCGACAUGGGCAUGGUGGAAGCGACGACGUCCGAGCUGCGCCUGGAGGCCCAAAACUCGUACACGUACCUCCUGGCGACUCUCGGUCUGACGCUCACUUUCAUCGUGAUGUUAGGUGCUUGUCUCUGCUGCAAGAAACGCAUUCCCAAAAAUGACUUGAUGGGCCUCGAGGGCAUGGUCAAGCUGAAAAAUCCCGACGAGGUAAUAGUGGUCACCAACCUGGUUAAUACCAGUGAGUCCCAGGCGGAGCUGAAUGCCUCCACAGUUUCAAAUGCGGACUCGGAAAAGCGGUCGAGCACUGCUGCUCAUCGUAGUUUGCCGGACAUUCCAGUGGCCGAGAGCAAUGAUAAUGGGUCCGAACUAUACGAAACCGUUGCAGACAAGCAGCUACUAGAUACCCGCAAUGCCAGAAAUCAGAGUCCCCAGCCGAGCCUGAAGAAGCAAACCAGCGUGUCGCAGCACAGUUCCAUCAGCCAAGCGGACGAUGUCAGUUCUCCGUACUCGCGGGUCAAAGGUCUGCCGCACGACUACGCCAAGCUGCGGGGCACAGAGCACCCAUAUGCCCAGCUGAAUGCUCCGUCCACCUCUCAUGCGGCCAAUCACGGUUCCACUGCAGCAGCUGCAGCGGCGGCAGUAGUGGCAGGGUCUUCCAGCGAUGGCAUCGAUCCCAUGCACCGCAGCUCACAGCAUAGCGAAGGGUCGAGGGAGCACAAUGAUUCGGCUUCGGUACAGGCUGAGAUACCCGCUGCUUCCGCGAUAGCAGGAAUGAUUUCCGCCAGUCAGGAUCUACCCUACAUGACGCCACCGAUUGCCAACCAGCACUUUAGCGGCGACUCGCAAGACUCUUCAAAGGGAUACACGAGCAUCAGUGUGAGGGAGCCACUGGCCAACAUUCUGGCACAACAGCCACCGGGCAAGCCCACAAACAGGAACCCAGCGUUGUCACGCGAUGUGAACGACUCUCACUAUGCCACCGUUUCCGAUGAUUCUGAUGAAACGUAUGCCGCCAUCGAGGAUCCCAAUAAUCGUCAUGGAGCGAACACCGCGGCCGAUAUUUACACGAGCGGCUCGGAAACCUACGCACAAAUCCAGCCCAUGCAGGUCAAUCCCAUUUUAGUGGCCGUCGAGAUCAAUAAUAGCAGCAGCCUUCCGAUCGCCAGUCCGUCCGUUGUCACGGUCGGUGGAAGUAGCGGCAUCAGUAGCGGAUUGCACAGACCGGUUAGCAGUAGCAGCGGCACAGAUCAUAAUAUGCCCAUUCCACCUCCAGUAGACAGUUUGCGGGCGCAGAUGCACUCCCGCCAGGCUUCGUCCUCGUCGAACAACAGCACAUCCGUCUGCAAUCUAGGCUCACCGAAGCCGGAAAAGCGUCAGGCUAACUCGCCGCUGCCGCCGACACCCAAGUCUAGUGUGGGUCAGUCACACCAUCUUCACGCCGGUAGCAUUAGCAACCUAGCUUCCGGCAGGAACUCGGUUAUAUCGGUGAUUGAGGCGGGCGGAGGUGGUGAUGGACAUGGACACGAGGCGGAGGUAGGAGAGGCGUCCCCCCAGCGCAAGCACAGCAAGAGUCUCAGUCCCUCUAAGGAAGGUGAGGGCAACAAAAAUAUCGAGGGCAUGUACGCUAAGGUAAUGAAAAAGCACAAAUUCUCGCGCAAUUCCCCAUCCUCGCAAAAUAACUCGCCCAUACUGACCCGGAAGCAACAGCAGGAUGCCUUGGGGGUCAGUCCCCUGGAUAGCGCUGCAGCUCUACUGGUAGAUGCUCAGAAGAGUCGUGGGAGAAGCAAUAGCUACUCGGCCAAGGAUCAUGGUUAUGAGACGAUACCUGCUGAUGGCCAGGCGGCAUUACACGAGAAUCGCAAAUCGGAUUGUUAUGCGGCCAACAUGUUGCAAAAGGAGAGACAGCUAGAAGGAGCAGGAGGAGGAGCGAUUGCCCAGCCCGUGAUAGCGACAGCAAUUGCCAUCAGCAACAGCACAAAGCACUACGAGACUAUUUCUAACCAGCCACAGUCACAGCCACAGCUGCCGCCACCGCUGCCGUCCAAUACCAACAACGAUCCGGGCUACGAGCAGCUCCAACUGCAUCCAGUACCCGCUGGCGAGGAUGAGGCAAAAAAGUCCUCAGACUACGAUCCCAACUACGAGGUGCUUAAGAGUCGCGCCCAUUCGGACGAUGGUUACGCCAAGGUGCUGGAGAAGAAACGCCCACCGACCUCCGCUGAUGCCUCUGGCUAUAGCACCAUUCCUGGAGCGGAUGCCAAUCACAAUUAUGCCAGCAUCCUGGAAACGAAGGCCGCUGCCGAGACUGAUCACUAUGCUCGUAUAGCGGAGAAUGCAACGGCUGCCGAAACGCCUGGCAGCGGAACCAGUCGCCUCACCCUCACAUCGCCCAGCUCCACGUCCAAUUCCGUUUCGCUAAACUCUUCCACGGUGGCCACCAGCACGCCUCUGACCUCGCAGUAUGAAUCGCUCACGGGUACGGGCAGCGAAACGGAUCCCAACUACGAAUCUGUAUGCUAUCUGACCACAGCGGCCACAUCAGCGACGACAACGACCAGCACGAGCCCGAGUGGGUUGGAGCCUGGUUACGAGCCGCUGCAAGCGGAUCAGGAGUCGGACACGCAGGCGAGCAGUCCGCUAAGUGGGGCAACAUCUACGCCCAGCGAGCAGUUGGUGGUUGACGACUACUUCCACGUAUAGCCCGUGUCCAUAGGAGGGCAUUGGACAGUGGCCAGUGAGCUGGAUCUCCCUUCAUUUUUGCUUAGCAAACCCUCAUGCACAUAUCAUCCAUGCGAUGCACAGACCCCUACCCCACGUUCUCCCAUAUUAUAUCGUAGUUACGAACUGCGUUCGCUCAGCGACUGCUAAAGGGUCACCGACCCCACGGGCAGAUCGGGGAAUACACUAUCCUCCCCCCUCAUCACUCAUACCCCAUGUGGUGCACAGCUUCAUAUCGGUUUGCCCUUUAGAAUAUAGAUAUAUAGCGUAGCUUUAGGUUGACUUUGUGUACAAACUAUUUGUAUGACCGACGACAAUUGCUUCCGAGCGAGCGAAAGUGGGUAAUCGCUCCAAGUAUCUGCUCGACUAUGAUGAUGAUUACUCAAUCUCAGUAUCCCAGUGCGUCCUAUUUUUUGUAGGUAAAUUAACGCUCCGUUUGUUUAAAUUAAAAUAAGCACAAUACUGGUUAAGGGCUGGAGCGGCGGUCAGGAAGAGGAGGACAUACAUACCUAUUAUACAUAUAGAUGUAUAUUAUAUAUAUAUUUUUAUAUGUUUUGGCGUUUUUGCUGCUUUUUUACUUUAUUGAUACAUGUCCGGUAUAACAUAUAUACACAAACACACGCCAAGUAUUUGUAAUUGAUAAAUGUUAAUGGAACACUCACUUCCAAGUAUUCAACUAUCAAGCAAGCAACUAAGAUAAAAUGUUCAAUAAAUUAUUGAUGACUCACAACAA